AUGGGGGCACAUGCAAAUGACAGGGCUAACUAUCCGUUAUCUGAUAUUACUUCCCAUUCAUCACAACCACUUGAGUACUCUGAUAGGAUAGUUUCAGCGGCGCUGACGUCUUCCGGAUCUCCCGUUCUUCCAUUGAAUGACCAGCUUCAACAACCGCAAUCAAAACCAAAGGCAUCUCUAGGAUUUGCUGCGAAGUCAUUAAAAGUGCUGAAAGUUACCCCUGACGAAAGAGAUGUACCAGUGCGAAUUUUCCACGAAAAAUCAGGUCAGCUUUAUUACAUAGAGGCUGAUUCGGUUCCAACUUUCCGAAUAGAUUCAGCAGCGCUACCAGAUCCAAUCCAAUUCUACGAAUCGGUCACCGAUCUUGGUGAGAAAUAUGGGUGCGUGAAACUGGUUAUUGUGCAAAAGAAUAGCAACGAACCCCAUUCCACUUCCGAUUUAAAUUUCGAGCACUUUUGGUUUAAAACGAGAAGUCAGUACCUUGAUGAACCCAACUCACUGGAUGCCAAAAUUUUAAAUUUUUACUCCGAUCUGUACAAUUUCUUUACUAAUGUGAAGAAGGUCAAGACUUUUCCCAAAGUCCCUACUAUUGAAAAGCGAACCGUGAAUCUCUAUCGUUUGAAACAGUGUGUUCAUUUGAGAGGCGGUUUUGACACAGUAUGUCAGAAGAAGUUAUGGGCUCAGAUCGGGAGAGAACUGGGUUACUCGGGGAGAAUAAUGAGUUCAUUAUCCACUUCUCUGAGAUCUGCUUACGUAAAAAUUCUCUUGGAAUUUGACAUUUAUGGAGAUUCUAUGCCACCAUCCAAUCAUAAGAUCAAGAAUAAGAACCACGUUUCCGAACUUGGCUUGACACCCGUUACGGGCCCGUUAACCGGGGAUGGGGAAUCCGAAACAUUAGGCAAGCGAGGUGCUCCAAUGACGGAUGAAGAGAGACAUCCCAGUAAGAGAUCAAAACUAGAAGAAUUUGAACUGAGUGACGACGUUUAUGAGAUGAGUGGUAUAAACAGGGGCUUUAAAAGAAUAAAAGAUAUCAAAAUAUCCAAAAACAUUGAUACUCACUCAAAUGACAAUUCAGAUGAUAGUACUAUAGGCACGAAGCCUUGCAUUACACCCUUGUCGGGACAUGACCCUUCAUCUUGGCAAUAUUUUUUCCCAACACAUGACAAGGACUCAUACGAUAAUGCAAUUUCACCCGUCUACAAUAUAAAACAGUAUUAUGAUCAGAGUCAGAUGGUCAAACAGGAACUUUUAAAAAGACUAGGGUUGUCCAAAAUAAAUUCUUCUCUUACCCAGAUGACAUUAUCCGACUUUGAAAAGCUUUUUUUCCAGGCAUUAGAAGCUGAUCUCUCGGACAUUGAAAUAGAUACCGCAAUGAAUGUAAGCUCUGUGAUAAACAGUGGUAGACUCUGUGCCCAAAAUUUGGAUAACACUAAACUAGAAAAUUUAUUGAACCCAUGGAAAUUAGCUAAUGUCCCACUCAGUGACGAUUCACUAUUGAGAGUUUUGGAUUUUGAUAUGGGGAACUUUACCCGAACCACUUACGACGUUGGAAUGCUACUUUCGGUUAGUGCUUGGUCUUCUACCGACAAUUUCAUGCCCCUAUUAGAUUACCAACAUAUUGGAGGGUCGAAACUUUGGUACGUAAUUGCGCCAGAUGACCGCGAAAAAUUUGAGGACUUCUUACGGUUUACAGCUGAUAAAAAGUCAGCAAUAAGCGAAAUCCAAGGAAGUGGUCCGGGUGCGUCUUCUGCUCCAGGAUUUAAAGAUUCCGAAUUGUUUAAUUGUUACGUCGAAAAUUCAAUGUCUAAGGAAAGUGGUGAUCAAAACACUGAUGGUUUAGACAAGUAUGAGGGGUUCUUAUUUCCGAAAUUAACCGUCAAGAACUUACCGUCAGAAUACCAGGUUAAGCCGGAAGUUUUGGAGUUAGCAGGUAUCAAAACUUACAAAAUUAUCCAAGAACCUGGAACAUAUAUAUUCAAAUUCCCAAAAGCAUACAGCACCACCAUAGGAAACGACUUUUACGUGUCUGAAUCAGCAUAUUUUGCACCACGUUCGUGGUUGAAAUACGUCCAGGAGGGCUCAAAGUGGCUGGCCGAAAAUCAAAAGCUGGUAAGUUUACAUUCUUUGCAGUUUCUGAUCAUGAUACUUCUGUACUUUGAUGACACUAUAAGCAAAAGUUUACUAAUUGGGAUGAUUGUUCCACGUCUAGAAAACGAGCUAACUGACAGAAUUCACCUUAAAAACAUUUUCCCAGAUUUAGAAUCUGUGGAAGAUAAGUUCGAUUUCAUUUCUGACUAUACAUUGAGCUCUACUGGGCUAUUUAAAAUUGUCUUGACCCUGGGGGAAAACUCAUUUAAUAUGACGAUUUCUGAAUUUCUGAAUAUGUUAGAACCUAUGGAAGAGUCUAACAAUUGGAAAAUUUUUGGCAAACCUUUGAAAACUUUUAAGAUUGUUCUACACUCCUACUACAGUAUCGAACUUUUGAAUACAUUGUUGGAUGGAGACGUGGCGAAAGCACAGCAACUAUUGAAGCAAUAUUUUAACUCGCCUGUAACUGUGGAAGACGAAUUAAACAUUGUGGUCGCUGAACAGUAUCCAGACCGUCGGAUGCCGUUAGAGGUUCUGGAGGAAAUAUUCCAAAAGGGGAAAAAGGAUGACGAUUAUUCCACUUUGGUGAGCACAGUCAUAAACGAUUCCAAUUUACUGAGAGCUGAAUGUAAAUACAUGCUGGAUAUGAUUAUCAUACCAAGCAUGUCUUCAGAUUAUGAGCAGAAGAAACCUGAUCUGGGCCAGCUUGAAGGUAAGUGGUUGAUUGACCUCCCAGUUUCCCCCAUUGCAUUUUCGAUGCAUGAUUUAAAAAUAUUACGAACAAAGCUAUUGAAAUUACCAGUAACUUUCACUGAGAUGGACAGCAUCCUUGAUUUGUAUAAUGAGGCUGCUCAAUUUCAGCAGGUUGCCGAGCAUUCCUUAAGCACAAAUAAUAUCAAGAAAAUUAAAUUAUCGUACAUGAAAAGCUUUGAGACGCCCUUGGAUAGAGCAUGUAAUGAGAGGUUAGUCAAAGCAAUAUGCAGACAUCAUUGGCUGGACACGUACUACGAAUUGUUUGUCUCUGUUGACCCUCCAAAAGAAACCAUUCCAAAAUCUGUGCCAUUUCUGUAUAAAAUGUUCAACUAUGGUUUGAAGUUUUGCUAUCAAGAAGACAUUUACAAAUUAGAACGCCUGCACAAAAAACUUGUUCUAAUUCAGGACGUUUUCAAAAGAAUCAGGAAAAUAGUGAAAAACAUAAGGGCUGGGUCAAAUAUUUUGAUUGCUGAUAUCACAAAUAUCCUAGAAAAUAUCCAGAAGGAAAAUAUUCCAGUCUCUCGAUCAAUAACAAAAACAUUCGAUCGGAUUAUGACAGCUGUUGAGGAUGCCAAGGUAGAAAAAAAUCCCCUGUGGAAAAAUUUGUCUGUUAACAAGCAAUACAUCGAUGCGAUAGACAGACUUUUGAGACAAAACUCCGUCAAGGCAUUUUCGUUAUGUGGCAGGUUUAACGGCUCGAAAGAUGACCAAAGACUUUGCAUCUCCGAUGUCAACGAAGAAUCAGUCGUACACCACCAGGUGAAGGAAUGUAAGUCAUGGACAACAGAACUGAAUAAAUGUUUGAAAAGGCAAAAAAUUACAAACAUUCUGACCUUGGUUACAGCGUGUUUGGAUUUAGAUUUCGACUGCUUUACUAAAAGAGGUUCGUUAGCUGAAAAGGAUGCCAAAUACUGUUUCUGCCGGAAGGGCGAGUCCGGCACUAUGAUUGAAUGUGAUAUCUGUAAAGAGUGGUACCAUACUAAUUGCAUUGGUCAAAAAGGGUCUAAAUCGACAGCUACUACGAAUUCAGUCUUUGUUUGCUCCCUGUGUAAUAUUAAUUCAAACACGGUCAUGUCAAAAAGAAACGGAGUUAACUAUGGUGAUUUGAAGCGGUCUGUGAUAUCGUCUUUAAGUUUGGAGAUUAUCCCGGACAGAAGAGUGUUACAAACUCUUUUCAAGUUAUUUGAGAUCUGUUUGACCUUCAAGAAUCAAAUGGAGGCAGAAAUCUACGAAAACGGGAGAAUAAACACAGCAGUUCCGAUGGAUAAAGUUAAAUUCUACUUGCGGAAGGCAGAAGGGUCGAAGAUAGAAUUUGUCGACCUGGUCGGACCACUCAAAAGAUACUGCCAUAACGUAGACGAGGCAAAGUUUGCUGAGUAUAGAAUGAAGGAGAUUACGGUGGUAACAAACCAGGAACACUUGUAG
This is a messenger RNA of Huiozyma naganishii CBS 8797, 4266 nucleotides long. RefSeq names its product Ecm5p (gene ECM5). The transcript has a single exon. Gene Ontology annotation, cellular component: nucleus. The record is from RefSeq and is a predicted model, not a curated record. Gene Ontology annotation, molecular function: histone H3K4me/H3K4me2/H3K4me3 demethylase activity; DNA binding. The coding region runs from base 1 to 4266 and encodes 1421 amino acids. Gene Ontology annotation, biological process: chromatin remodeling. NCBI's taxonomy places the organism in Eukaryota, Fungi, Ascomycota, Saccharomycetes, Saccharomycetales, Saccharomycetaceae.